UUUGGGAAAAAAAUAAUAAGCCGAGUAGCAGAGGGGCAGGAAAGCCAAAAGUAUCCGGGAGACAGACAGGUGUCGCGGAAGUUUACACCUGCAGAGGCGCAUCCCUCCGCGUCUUUUUGACAUUAUCUGGGAUAACGUGAAAGAGACUGUAACUGGCGGUCAUCCGGCACCCACUGAUCCUGUGGUUGUCUCAGCCUCGGCCCCCAGAGCAGCAGUGCCUGUACCUCUCCUCGUCCUCCCCUUUUGGACCAGCAGCUCAGCGUGGCGAGGUCAGGAACGAUGGGCCGGAAGCUGGACCUGUCGGGCCUGACUGAGGAUGAGGCGGAGCACGUCUUGAAAGUUGUCCAGCGGGACAUGAAGCUGCGGAAGAAGGAGGAAGAGAGGCUGAGUGAGAUGAAGCAGGAGCUGGUGGAGGAAGGCAGCAGAUGCUCCAUCCUCUCCAAGCAGCACCGCUUCAACGAGCACUGCUGCAUCCGCUGCUGCGCGCCCUUCACCUUCCUGCUCAACCCCAAGCGCCUGUGCUUGGACUGCCAGUACAACGUCUGCAAGACCUGCUGCACCUACAACAAGAGGGACAAAGCCUGGCUCUGCUCCGCAUGCCAGAAGGGCAGGGUUUUAAGGACACAGUCGCUUGAAUGGUAUUAUAACAACGUGAAGAGUCGCUUCAAGAGGUUCGGCAGUGCCAAGGUUUUGAAGACUCUGUAUAGAAAGCACAUUCUAGAGAGAGGAGCGCUCUCUGAUCUCUCAGAAAGCAGCGUUCCAGAGGAAAGCAACGACAACGAUGGCAGCAUCUAUGGCAGCGACUCCGCCUUCUACAAACAGAGUGAAGGACACAGUAUGGCCGAGACGCUCACAGUCGCCCUGCGUGUUGCUGAGGAGGCGAUAGAGGAGGCCAUCGCUAAUGCAGAGUUCAGUGACAGCUUGGAGAAGCAGAAUGAGGCUCGGUAUCUACAGGACCACAAAGAUGAGCUCAUAGAGGAACUUGCAACAGCAAUUGUACAAAAAAUCAUCCAGAGGAGGAAGCGUUCAGAGAUGCAGACAGAGUAUGACUUUGUCUGGCCUCAGACUCAGUCCCUGAUCCAGCCCAGUGAGCUCCCCUCUCCGUCUGAGCCUCACGCUUCUUCCAUCGGACCACAGGACCCCCUCAAAACCUCCUACUCUCUCUGGCGGUCACGAUCAGCGUUCUCCCUCACCAGUGACGACUCCCCAGAGAAGGGUCCAGAGGAGGAGGCUGCCGGAGCGGGCGGUGGCUUUCAGGACUACGCUUCUCUGAAGAGGGAGGGCAAGGCCACGUCCCUCCCCAGCUGGAAGAGUGUCGACCGCCUGGACAACUCCAGUGCAUCCUCAGUGCUCCAGAGCCCAGACGGUAACUGGAUCGCUCUGCACAGCUCACAGCUGUCUCGGCCCAGCCUGCUAACCAAGAGGAAGAGCCUGGUGUUCAGCGUGCUGGAGAAGGAGUCCGGCGUCGUGUCAGCCUACGACGGGAUGGGAUCCGACUCCGAGGAGAACGACGAGGGCGGCUGGGGCGCAGCGCUGCGACAGUUCCGCCGCAAACUGUCCGAUGAGACUUACUCCACGGACUCGCAGCACGACCCAGAGUGGACGUACACCCAGCACCUCCCCAUCACCUCACCGUCCUCCGGCCAGUACACCAACACAGAGACUCUGAACUCGGACUCGGAGACCUCAUCAGUGCUAUCGGCGUGUCCUCGCAAACCGCCUCACAACGUACUGAGGAGGAAAGGGCCGCCGGACACACACCUGCACCCUCCUCACCAGCCGCUCUACCAACAACACCUUCACCAGAACCUCUCUCCAUACCCACUCCACUCAGAGGCACUGGACGUCAACUUCAACCCCAAGGUGAUGGGAGACAGCAGCGAGGCUGAGGAGAGGCAGAGUGAUCCGGUCAGAAGAUCACGGCGACGCAGGAAAAGCAAGAGAGAGUCGUCGACAGAGCAGAGCAGAGCUGGAGGCCAGAGCUACACAGAGUCCAUCUUCCCCCUAGUACAGGAGAACAGUGGUUUUCUACUCAACGUCAUUCUGAAGAUGGGUUUAAGUCAGGAAGAGUCCGUACCUGACACUGUGCCAAUGGCCACAGCUGCAACCAACACCUUCAAAUUAGAUGCAAUGACACCCGAGCCAGAGGACUUGGACACAGUGGCCCAGAAUGUGCUGGCCCCCAGCCCUCCACAGCCCCACUCUCUGGCUCCGUGGUGUCAGCACUCGCCCAGCGGCUCAGGGCCACGAGACCCUUUAGAAGAGGAGCUACUAUUCAGACUCAGCCAGCUGGUCAGCCGCGCCAAAAACAAAGACAGCAGCUCAUCUGAGGAUGAGUGCACAAAGCGGCCCGCGGACAAACAGACAGAGAAAGAAAGUUCAAAAGACACUGAAAGAGAAAGGCAGCAGGAAAGAGACCGAUUAAGAGAUGGGACCAGCGCUAAGGAAAUAGAGAAAGCAAAUGAUACAGUGGAACAAGUGACUGGGCAAGAGGUGGAAAGAAGUGAGAGACUAAUAAUGAGUCCUUCAGUGAGAGAGGAUGAACGAGUUUGGGAGAGGAGGUUAGAGAUAGGAGUGGAAUGUUUGGAAGAGAGUGAAGAUGACCAGGACCAGAAGAGAGUAGAUAAGAGAGAGCUUAACGGACAAAGUCAGAGACAACAUACAAGAGAUGUGAAGAAAGAGACGGGACAGAAACUCGGAUCAAGACGAAGUGGAUCCAGCGCGAGUUCUCCUGCUAUUACACCUUCUUCCCAGGAGGGGGUGCUCUCAGACAACCAGGAGGAACAGAAUGACUUGGAGCAACAGCAGAAGCUUCAGUUGUUCUCCUCUGUCGAGCAGAAGUACUCGGCGGCCUCUCUCUGCAGCAUCACCACCGAGUUGCUGAAAGUUCUGAAUGCUACCGAGGAGCUGAUCGAUGAGGCAGGAGGCGAGGGCUCCACCCCGACUGAGUCCAUGAGUGCUUCUCCCAUCUCCAACAGCUCCGAGACCCGCAAGCUGAACCAGAGGCUGACCAAGAUGGAGGAGAAUGUGUACCUGGCUGCUGGUGCCGUGUACGGGCUUGAGGGGGAGCUGGGGGACCUGGAGCAGUGUGCCCGCGGUAUUAGGAGCGGCACCACAGACACAGAGCUGGCCUUCCUGGAGGACCAGGUGGCCACCGCAGCUGCUCAGGUUCAGCACUCUGAACUCCAGAUUUCAAACAUCGAGGCGAGGAUAUCAGCUUUGAAAACGGCUGGGAUGAAUGUGACUGUCUGCAAUCAUUUCUCCAGGUUCAAGCCAAACGCGAAGCCUCAAACCCUGGACUCAUCACGCCAUCAAAGGAGGAAGCUUCCUGCCCCGCCACUGAAAGUGAAGUUGGAGCCCGAGCAGCAGGUUAAAGUGUUUCAGCCAUAGUUGCAGUCAACAGCACAACAAGUCCCUCAGGCCCAAUUUCAGAGCCCCAGGGACGAGGGUCCGUCUCCUCCAGUGCCUUGACCCAGUGUCCGCCUCCAGCUGCAGGCCAAGCAGGGGCCAACACCUGCCCCAUGUGACCCACCAAGCACUCAGCCCUCAGCCAGGCACGGUACCCCGUCAGUCAAAUGCCUCUCAGAAAGGAUGACUCUCUCUUUCCUCUUCCCACUUCAUUCUUCCUGUUCUCCUCCUCACCAUGCACAUCAUAUCAAGCAAGGAUGACUCAACAGUCUGUGUCUCUGCCUUAAACAUCCGUGAACACUCUUCAUGACCCAAUUGAAUAAGAAUACAUGUACAGACAAAAAUAACUCAUUUACUUUUUUCUGUCUGUUUGCAAGAGUAUUGUGAUUUACUGUAUAAUGAAGACGUGGAAAAAUCAUGUGAAACUUUCUGUGAUUCAAUAUCCCAAAAAGAGGCUGAGCCGUGUUUUAUACUGCAUCUUCAGUGACAUGUCAUGAGGAAUGUCAUCAUACUGUCCGCCCCUCAAGAUCUUUUUUGGUGUCUGUUUUUUCACACAGACACACAGCCAGCAGAUAGUAAUCCUAAUUUGGGGAACAAUGUUACACCUUUUGACAUUUUAACCAUUUUAAUGAUCCAUGCACCUACCAUAAAGUGUUUAGAAACACACAAAGUAUUCGGGCCAAAAUCGUUUUUGCUUGAUGGCAAUGAUAGAAUACAAAGCACACUUUCAAUUUUGAUAACAGCCUCAAAGAAAAUAGGCAUACGAAUAAUUUUGGUUUAGUUUUUUGCCAAGAGUUAUAGGAGAAGAUUGAUAGCACUGUAAUGUCUCCACAGUGAAUACGUAGUCUGUUAGCAUAGCUUAGCAUAAAGGCUGGAAACAAUAGAAAACAGCUGGAUUGACUCGGUUUAAAUAGGUACAAAUAUUAGCCAAGUAGCACUUCUAAAGCCCACGGAUAAACCCAUUUUUCUUUUGUUUAAACUGUGCAAAAAGGCAGAUGUUGUUACCUUCAGAGAGAGCCAGACUUGCUGUUUCCUCCUAUUUCAGCCGUUAAGUCUUUAAGCAAGUCACCUAUCUUUAGGAUAACUACAGACACACAAGUGGCACCAAAUGUAUCAUCUAACUCUCAGCAAGAAAGAGAAAUGCUGCAAUUCCCAUAAUGUCCAACUAUUCCUUAGAUAAAUGCAAGUUCUCAACAUUAACUGGAGAAAUGCUCUCCCUUUAGAAAAAGACAGCCUUAAUGUGGAAGCUUUCACAUUGAAAUGAGUUGAGAUGAGGUUUGAACGUGAGAGUCUUUGUUUGACAUUCAGCUUUUGGUCUGACAGCCGUCCGCUGUGCAGUAUUCUUCAACCCAAAGUCAUCUUCUUUGUUUACUUUCCAACAUUGUGGCCUUUUAUUUCAACAAAAAUGUAUUCUCAUGUUGUCCCUUCGCUGGGUCACGUCUGAACUUUUGUGUUACAUUCAGAAAAUCUUGUAAAGAUUUUUACAAAAUGAAGUCUGACGGGCUAUAUAACAAAUGCCAUAAAACCAUGAUUUUGUUACAAGCAAUUUAUUUUUGUACUUACUGAGCAUUUGUAAGCAAUACUACUAAAACAAGUCCUAUUGCAAAUUAAAGGCUUUAUUCUCUCCUCAUGGAGCCCUCCUCAGUCAGUCCUAUCAGACCUCAGGCGAUGCAUUUACCAUCUGAUAUUCUGCCAGUAAUGACGGUGGUAGAUGUUACAAAAGCUUGGGUGACAAUAGGCAUUUUUUGAGCGGCUUGUGCGAUUCAUAUUGUAUUUGUACUCCUAAAACACGAGAUUUGAGAAUUCUGCCUUUCAUUUUAUUUUUUUAUUUUUACUCUGACCACUUACAUAAGUCAGAAUCUCGGUUAGCCAUGCAUACUAGUUGUCAACGUUGUUGCUGUGGCUAUCGAGCAUCUUAAGAGCAGAGUUGGAUUUCCAAAUGGACUGCUUGAACUAAGAGGUGUGAUCUUCUGUGUGAAUGCUCUGCCCCUUCUAUUAGUGACCUUUUCAUCCCAGCCUUUCACAUCUCGGGUUUUGCACAUUGAUUCUGUACUUUUGUCAAUCUUGUUCUGCCGGAGGUGUCGAUGUUUAAAAGCAUGUUUGUGAUUUUUAUCAAAAUGUACUGUAUGUAAAAUUCCCCACAAGAAGCACAGCCACAAGGGUCCAAUCAUCAGUGUCCUGUAUUUUUCUAAUGUAAAAAAAUAUAUAAUAAUCUCAUCACAGAAUUUAUUAAUAUAUGUAAAUGUGUGAAAAGAUGAAUAUGAUAUAGAAUAAUAUGUGUAUUGCCCAAUCAUAGUUGACCAAUAUUUCAGUGUUGUGUGCAAGAGACUGUGUAUAAUUGUCAUGACUCGUAGGGCUGGAUUCACACAGGACGUCUAUGUAAUAUGUAACUGUGUCCCAGAUAUUCACGCAGAGCUAAAGACAGAUGCUACCUGUGUUCGUGUUUCAGUGUGAAUGAUACGAUGAGGUUCACUGUGCACAGCUCCACAGGUGGGCCAUUCAAUUUAACGCGCAAUCGUUUGUUGCAAUCCAUAUGUUAGGGAAAAUACUAACGAGCAAAAAAUACAGUUUCUCUAUGUGCCACAGUACUCCGAGACAAAAAUGUAUUAUAAAAUGAAUAAAAAUUGCAAAUGUAAAGCUU
Molecule: messenger RNA, 6049 nt
Organism: Pseudoliparis swirei
Lineage: Eukaryota; Metazoa; Chordata; Actinopteri; Perciformes; Liparidae
Gene: myripb
Product: myosin VIIA and Rab interacting protein b
Exons: 18
Coding region: 280-3390 (1036 amino acids)
Biological process (GO): intracellular protein transport
Cellular component (GO): cortical actin cytoskeleton
Molecular function (GO): myosin binding; small GTPase binding; actin binding
Source: RefSeq, a predicted model, not a curated record